AUGGCGAACAGCAAAUUCGAAUACGUGCGCGGGUUCGAGCAGCCCGACAAUCUAAUUCCCAACACCUGGAUCGUAGUACGGAUAGACGGACGUGGCUUUUCCAAGUUCACGUCCAAAUAUGAGUUCCUCAAGCCAAACGACAAGAAUGGCCUUGAUGUCAUGAAUGCUGCAGCCGUGGCGGUCAUGAAGGAGCUGCCCGACCUUGUCCUUGCAUUUGGCAACAGCGACGAAUACAGGACUGCGCCUUAUUCGAACGACGAGCCAGGUCAUAUCAACAAUCUGUACAACACCACUUUCUGGACCCUUGUUCAGCAGGGUGGCAUGGGAGCGCGAGAAGCAGAGCAAAGACUCAAAGGCACAGUGUCAUCCGACAAGAACGAGAUCUUGUUCAAGGAGUUCGGAAUCAACUACAACAACGAACCAGAGUGCUUCAAGAAAGGCACGGUGCUGUACAGAGAUUUUUUCCCUACACCACCGACCGAGGCAUUGUCGUCACCCGUGCUGUCGGACUUCCCAACGCCACCAAUCGCUCAGCCAACACCAAAGCGAGCGUCCAAUCACCGGGCAUCACAGUCUAUUGAGAGGUCUAUCCCCUAUCUGCCGGACAAAAAAGAGAUGAUGGAGAAUCCAGGCCUAUGCAGACGUCCAACCUUUCUCUCCACAACAUCGACGCCAUCACCGCCGCCAUCGCCACCUACGAUUUCGAGAUCAGCAUUCCCCAACCCACUCAGGUCCAAUCCGAUUGGCUCCGAUGGUGAGGGUAACAUGCCAGGUUCGUCCAUGCCGCUCUCCCCGCCAACGACUGCCACCUGGAACAACAAUGGCUCCUUGAACGGCAAGCAACAUCUACCAUCGUUGACGCCUUUGCCGCUGUCCCCACCAAUAUUGAAGCCAAGCAGCAAGCCUCCGAUGUCAUUGAGCCAACCGAAUCCAACAACACGUACCAACUUCUCCCCAGUGACACCGCAGGGCGACUUUCCCGCAGAUUUUCCUAUAGCAGGCUACCGCCACCAUGCCACUGCAGCAGCCAGCCAUGGAUUCUCCCACUCCGCUUCUGCUUCUUUGACACAUUCAUACCCACCUCAAGUAAAGCCUUCGCGUGUCAAACAACGAUCGCCGAGCCAGCCUUCUCUGCCUUCAUAUUUUGCAUCAUCUAGCACACCUGCAGUGAAGCCCCCGUCUAUACCACUGCGAAUAUCCAGCAUUCCUGCCAAUAGCAAGCCGCGGAAACUGUCUUUACCGGUCCAUCGAUCAACGUCAACACUCAAAGCCACGAGAGAUACUUUGGAUGAGAAGGAGAGCAUCGUUAGCCCCCGAGAUGCGACAUCGACGCCGCCCCGCAAAGUCAGCCCGCCGAUUCAAAAGAACAAGGCUCUGCCCAGUCCGCCUAUGAGCGCAGAAGAGGAGAUGCGCACGCGAGAGAAGGUCAAGGGUAACAGCCCACGGCAAGACUGGAGCAAGUACGCCAUGAACGGCAGUGAGUCGCCUCAGCGAAGGCCGAGCGACUCAGACAACAGAGCGGGUCAAGGCUGGGGCACCCAAGACCAUAUCUCUCACCCAGGUAUUGCAGAACUCCACGCCUUUUCCACACCAACACAGUCUGCGCCCACAUCAGCAACCUUGCCAUACCCUCAUUCAGGCCCCGAUCUCCACACCCUAAUCUCCUCAACAUCCGCUGCAGGGCCAAGUUCCCAAGCCUUUCCCACCAGCCGCCCGUCCACCAGCAGCCGCAACAAAGACGCCAGCGCACCUAAACCCUCCAAGUCCAACUCUUCAAAGGCCAGGCCGGAUAAAGGCAAACAACCACAGUCGGAAACGAAUAGUAAGGCUGCAGCUACUGCGCCUCAACAGGCGAACGAAGGAUGGCCCGUACCCAUGAGUCGUACGCAGAGGGAUAAAGACAAGAAGAAGCGGAGUAAGGCGAUGGUGCUGAUGGAGCACGUGGAUAUCAUCAAGGACGAUUUUUGGGAGAAGAGGCCCUGGAUUCUGAGUGGGAAGACGGGUUGA
Molecule: messenger RNA, 2007 nt
Organism: Alternaria triticimaculans
Lineage: Eukaryota; Fungi; Ascomycota; Dothideomycetes; Pleosporales; Pleosporaceae
Exons: 6
Coding region: 1-2007 (668 amino acids)
Biological process (GO): tRNA modification
Molecular function (GO): tRNA guanylyltransferase activity; magnesium ion binding
Source: RefSeq, a predicted model, not a curated record